AAUGAAUCAUCGAUUAUGCGUUUGCAAAUACAGAAACCCCAUAGAAUUCGUAUGUACUCUAAAGGAAUGCACUGAUCGGAGACUGAUUUGCAAAUCCUGUGCUUGGGAUCAUAAGCGUCACGAUUCCAAAGUUCUUUAAAUUAACGAAUUCGAAACCAUGAUUACAAAGUGAUUAUGUGUCUCUUUAUCAUAGUGACUCGCUGGUGUAAAGAAUCCAAGACGUACAGAAUGCAGAAGGAAUAAACAACACUCUUGACCAACUCAUACAAAUAGCUUAGACAGACAUAAUGUAAAUACUGAAGAAGAGGUGCACAGAAUUGAAGGACAAAGUCAAGAAGCAUUACAAUCCAUUCAAUAGGACCGUCGAACACAUUACAAACAUAUCCAAAAAAUACUAUAAUUCAUCGACCAUCGACUCUCUAGUCAAGGAAUUGGACAUCAGCGACAUUUAAGGACAAUUAUAAAAAAUGGAGGCCGCUCAAUUUUAAAAGUUUUCUCUAAUUUGCAAAGAAAUCUUGAAUUUGUCAGACGCUCUAGACAAACUGAGAAAAGCAUGCUAAGAAGACGCAUCUCCAGAGCUAAAAUCUAUUAGAAAUUACAUCCAAUCAAAUCUGGAAUUUAAAGAAGUGAAACCAAAAAGUAACAAAUCUAUUUAUUCCACUCUUAGUUUCCUUCGAUUAAGAUUUAAACGAGUACAUCGAAAAAUCAGCAGUCUAACUAUAAAAAUAGCAGAUUUUGGAGAAAUCACAAUUGCAAUAAUAGAAACAAUAAUAAUAGGUAUAAUAGACUUAAUUGGAUUACAAGAGAAUUGCUCCUUAACACAUGUAUUUAUCUCAUUUGGAGAUUCAGAAAUAACCCAAACAAUUAUCAGAGAAGGCCUCGCCCUACAAUUAAGAAAGGUUAAAAACGGAACAUGUAUAAUACAAGUCUCUGCUUGAUUACUCAUUUAUGAAAGAAGACAAAUCGCAAUAACUACCCAAAUACCAUUAAAUGGAUUACAACAAAAGACAGGAAGAACCCAAUAAUCAAUUCAAUAGUCUAUCUAAUACUGAUAGGCUCUACCCCUUUUAUUAAAGAUAAUCAUCCCAAAGCUUAUAUUAAUCUUCAAAGAAAUGA
Molecule: messenger RNA, 1116 nt
Organism: Paramecium octaurelia
Lineage: Eukaryota; Ciliophora; Oligohymenophorea; Peniculida; Parameciidae
Source: the annotation of a GenBank genome assembly